Cervus elaphus (red deer) is the source of this 5680-nucleotide messenger RNA. RefSeq lists its product as uncharacterized. The transcript is spliced from 4 exons. NCBI's taxonomy places the organism in Eukaryota, Metazoa, Chordata, Mammalia, Artiodactyla, Cervidae. Bases 2115 to 2762 code for a protein of 215 amino acids. The record is from RefSeq and is a predicted model, not a curated record.
GCCACCCGCCCAGCCUGGUCGGCCCCCCCGCGUUUGCUCUGCAGGCAGAUGUCCGUCUGCGUGGCUGUGGCCGUCCGUCCGCCCCGCCCAGAUGCCUGUGUCCGCGAAGACAGGAUGCGCGCAGCCCUGCAGGCUCACCCGGGCGCCGCGUUUGGUUGGGGGGGCCGCCGAGGAGGAGGGGUCGCCGGCUCCUGGGUAAGCCUCUAGGACGUCCGCCCGACCAGAACCGCCCCCGCCCCGCCCCGCGGCCAUCCCGGCGGCUGCUGCUGCAGACUGGCGCCUCCGCAUCCGAGCUCCGGGCCGGCAGUCCGACCCGGGUCUAUGCAAAUCAGGGAUCGCAACGCCACCAAUCAGAGCGGGGCCCGGCGCUGCUCCUGCCAAUGGCGGGGCCGGGGGGCGGGGCCCACGCGGCCCCGGCUCCCCGGUUCCUCUUCCGGGGCCGCGGAGGGUGGGCUGGAGCCGGACCCGUGGAGGGGCGGCGCUUUCCUGCAGCUUCCGUCUCCUCUGUGCUCUUCUGCUUGGAGUAAGAGAUUUUACAAAUACAGAGAAUAUACAGGAAUGUCGACUGUAAGACUUUUUUGUCGUAUUUACUUCGUUUAGUAGAGCAGCAAAAGGGAAAUUCCCUUGGUUUUCCACACUCAUUCCCAGAGUCUGUGUGCUUUUCAUUCUGGUUUUUAUACCUCGACAUAAAUGUGAUGUCUAAAGGCGCAUUCUCAUGUCAGAACAUGGUUUUGUGAUUUUCAGGUUUACGUUAACGGCGUCAUGGGCAUUUCCUUCUGCAGUUCUCCCCCUGUCUGAAGCCUCAGCGUUUCUAGGCAUUGCCAGGUCGCGCCCCGGAUUUUCACUGGACUGCCGUUUUCUCCCCUCUGCCAAUCCUUACUCCUGCUUGUAAGAAUCAAGUCUCAGAAGGGCAGCCUGCUCCUGCCCGUCUCCGGUGGCCACGGAGACCAGGCCCCAGCCAUUCUCCCGGCAGGAGGGACAGUCCCUGCACGGGGCUCUCUGAGCCCUCCCGUGCUGUGUGGGCACACGGCUUGGCUCCAAGCCUCAGAGGGAGCAGAGGGUCCCCUAGACUCCAGAUUCUGUUGCAGUGGACAGAUGUCUCCCCAACUCCUGUCUGCAGCCCACCUGGCUCCAUCGCUUCCUGUAAGGCUGUGUACCUGAAAAGCCCUGUGCAUCCAAGGAGAACAGACCCAGGCAAGGGAGGGACUCGGCCCACAGGGGUUAGGUCGGAGGGGGCUCCUGGCUUGGGUCUCAGCUUGCAGGGUGGGGGCAGGACCCUGCUUUCUACCGGGAAAGCCCAGAGGGUAGGCUGGUGAUGGGAAUCAGAGGGUGAUGGCUGACCUCAGCCAGAAGGAGGGUAGAGCCUCAGUCCUUGCGGAAGGAGGUCUGGCUUGGGCUGCAUGGGUGGUCCCCAGUACAUACAAAGCUGCCCUGAAACGUGGUUUGUCCGUCUCUGAAUCAGGACAGUGGGUGCUCACGGUUGAGCUCCCAGGAGCCCACAGCAACAGGUGCUGGUUGUUGGGGAGCCGACACCUACCGCUGUCAAGGUGUUGCUCCUGUGGAGAAGGAUCCCGAGGCUCCAGGGAAGAGACAUGCUGCAGACUUCAUGGGCACCACGCCCAGUGGAGGUUCGGGGAGUGGGGGCUGGGACAGGGCCCCACUGCCCCACUUUUCACCCCCGAUGGAGGCAGCCAGGAGAAAGAGAACACUUGGGAGAGGCAAGAGGAGUUGGGUGAGAACAGGGAAGCAAUACCCGGAGGUGCACAGUGCAGGGCUCUGGGGGGAGGUGGUCACCUGGGGUGCAGGCGCUCAGCAGCGGCAGGCUGAGCUCGUCACCACCGCGGCGCUUUCCUCUGGCUCCUGCUCCAUCAGGACACCACCAUCCAAAGCCAUUUGUUUCGUGAAACAGCCAGAACCACCCAACCCUCAAAGAAGAUCAAACUGAGUGAUCACACAGGUGGGGACCACAGGCCACACCACAUCACACGUGAUUUUGUUUGGCCUAGGAAUUUAUUGUUUGCUAUGGAUUUUGUUUGUUACAGAAUUUGUUUUGGUAAAAUCCACACAACGUAAGGUUACCAUCGCACCCGCUCUUCAGCGCACAGUCCUCUGCCAUGAACAACGCUCACGCUGUUGUGCAGCCAUCCCCAGAAGUCUUUCCACCUUGCAAACCUGAGAUUCUGGCCCCGUCCCUGUCCCAGCCUCUGACGCCCACCAUCCUACUUCCUGUCUUUGUGAACUUGACUCCUGCAGGCCCUCAUGUGAGGACACUGAGGCUUGGAGAGAGCAGUCUUGCCACAGACAUCGGACGGUGGUGGAGCCAGGUCGAGCCCUGCCCUGCCACUGCGGGCCCCCACUCCCAGCCCCUCCCAGCCCCUCUCCUGCCCGGCAGAUGCAGGCCUGGGCCGUGGCCAGGCCGCUGGUCGCUUGCCUCCUUGGUGCAGUGCGGUCACCUCCUCCAGGAAGCCCUCCUCCAGGGCCUCGCGGUGUCACGUGCCUUCAAUGUUUAUCUGGAAUUGGGGGCCCUUGAGGCCAAGUCCAAGAGACGCAAGCACGGGCUCCGCGGCCGUGGCCCACGAGCUUCGUUCCUCCACGGCACCCGGGAUCUUCCUGGACCAGCGAUAGAACCUGCGUCUCCUGCAUUGGCAGGUGGAUUCCUAACCACCGGACAACCAGGGAAGUCCUGGCUCGGAGCCUCAACAACACGUCUGCCCAAGCUGUCCUCCAGGAACUCGGCUUCCGCUGCACCUGGUGUGAGCUGAGCCGUGGGACCACGGCCCCUCCAGCUGGGCCGGCACAGGUGUCCACAAGGUGACCUCUUGAAGCCGCAGACGCCGGGGCCUGGUUCCACCUGCGCAGACCCGCGACAGGACGGGAUGCGCCCACCUUUCCCCGCCACCUCGCCCUGCUUCUUACUCCUGAUCCCUUCAUGCCCCAGCCCCUUGCCGGCCGGGAGGUUCGUUCUCCUGCCUCCUUGCUUGGCUGGCUUGUGAAUAAACCCCCAAACCUCGGCGUCUCAGGCGUCUCAGUGGAGUGUGGCUCGCUCCGCGUCAGGUAAACCAGCUUGGUUCAGCGGCGUCAGCAGCUUUGCAAGAUGCAGUCAAUUGGGCGUGAUGGACCCCAGUCACCAUCAUGAGCGUUGCAGUCCCAGGACCUGGAAGCCUGUGCCUUUCGACCCUUCACCCAUGUCACCCCCCCGCCCCCAAUCCUCCACCUGUGGCAACAUCCAGUCUGUUCUGUGAGUUUGGCUUAUUUUUAAAAUUUUAUUUAUGUAAUUCAUUACAUUUUUCACUGCCCCAGUGGGCAGGCAGGAUCUUAGCUGCCCAACCGGGGAUGGAAUCUUGGUUCCCCAACCAGGUGGCCCUGUGGUAGAAACGCGCGAGUCCUAAUCACUGGGCCUCCAGGGAAGUCCUCUGCAGAAACCUCAUAGUUGAAUUUUUUGGAAUGCUUUUUCUGCGUCAUUUGAGAUGAUCACAUUGGGUUUUCAUCUUCACCCUAUAAAUGUCAUGUAUUGCAUUCUAGGAAUAAAUUCCACUUGGCCACAGCGUAUAGGCCUUUCAGUAUGCUCUAGCAGUUUCCUUUUUCCGGGAAAACAGGCAGAGAAGGGAUCCCCUCAUAGGACUCAGGUGAUGCCCAGGGUAACCUGAGCGGAUGUCAGAGCUGGAGGGUCCUCUCAUCCCAAAAGGGACCUGGAGUGGGGGGUGAAGCCAGCUCCGCGCUCCUCCACAGCCCCGGGACAAGAUGACCCCCAGACAGCCCUUCCGGGGUGGAGGCGUGACUGGGGAGAGAGGGAGGGCGCGUUUCUGGGCUGACAGCCGUGCUGGCUUCCCGUGCAGACCCCACCUCGGUCGGUGGGCCUUUGCUCCCCUAAAGCUGGGGCUGUAUUACACCCCUCAGCCCUCCUCCUCCCUGGAUUCACCGUUAACCCAUGGACUAGACAGGACCCUGAGUGGGGGACGGCAUUCCAGCGCUGGCUCCUUCCCAUGGAGCUCCAGCAAAGUGACGCAUUCCCGGCAACAGGGACUGAGGAAGGAGGGCAGUGGGCCGGGCUGACGCUCGCGUCUCUUCCGGAUGCGGGGAAACCCAGUGGUCGGAGGGAAGCCAGGCAGGGCAGCCACAUCAGCUCCAGGCAGCACCGGCUUCCAGCCACACGCUUCUCGGCCCGCGUGAGCAGGCGCACGCGGGGAGAAGGCAGGCACAUGCGCUGGGGCCGCAAGUAGGAGCCGCUGGAGAAUUGGACUUUGCACAUUUGAAAAUUCUGGUGGGAUGCAUGUAGGGGCAGUGGACCCAAGAAAUACAAGUAGGGGUAGCAGCUAGGGGUGGUGGUCAGGAGAGCUAGUGCGUCGUUGAGAUCCUCAGUUUCUUAAAAAUUGUUUAAGUUCGUCCUGAGUUUUCGUUGUGCUGGGUCUUUGCUGCCGUGCAGGCUUCUCUCUACUUGGGGUGAGUCGAGGCUUCUCAUUGCGGGGGCUUCUCUUGUGGCGGAGCAGACGCUGUAGGCACCCGGGCUUCAGGGAUUGUGGCGCGUAAGCCGGUUACUCCGCAGCGUGUGGGAUCUUCGUUCCUGGACCAGGGAUAGAAACCGUGUCCCCGCGUCGGCGGGUGGACGCUCAACCACCCGAGCGCCAGGGAAGCCCCGUCACACCUUCUUUAUCCGUCUGCCGGUGGUCGUUCAGGUCGUGUCCUUCCCUCGGCCGCUGCACUGAACGCAGGGGUGCGUCUUUCUGAAUCACACUUCUGUUUGGACACAUGUGCCCAGGAGCGGGCUUGCUGGGUCGUGCAUUAACAGUAGCUGUGUUUUUAGUUUCCUCAGCAGCUCCCAUACUGCUUCCACGGCGGCUGACCAACUUACAUUCAAGUCUUGAAUCCGUUUUGCGUAUAUGUUUGUAUGUGUCAUUAGAGAAGCUUCCGAUUUCUUUUUUUACAUACAGCUGUCCAGUUUUGCCAGUGGCGUUUCUUGCAGAGGCCGCUUUCCCCCACUGUGUGGCCCUGCCUCCCUUGGUCUAGCGUGGGUGACCACAGGGGUGGGCACCCUGCCGUUUUCUGCCAGUACCGUCGCUGUGUUGAUGACCGCAGCGUUGCGCUGGGUUGGCCAAAAUAUUGGUCCGUUUCUUUCUGUAAGAUAGCUCUGGCAGCACUCAAUUCUCUUCCACUUCAUUUGAAACGAUUUUGUUCCGUUGUAUGGUGACAGCUGUUCUAUCAGGAUGCGUUUUUGAAAAUUCAAAAUUGGUGAAUUUUUGUGCAGCCAUUUUAGUACUGAAGAUGGGAGGGGAAAUAAGCAACAUUCUCAGCGCGGUGAAAGUGAAAGUGAAGUGAAAGUGAAGUGAAAACACAGCUGACGCGCAGAGAGAGCUCUGUGCAGUGUACGGACCAAGUGCGGCGACGGACGGCCUGUCAGCGGCGGUUUGUGACGCUUCCUGCUGGAGACUCUCGCUGCACGAUGCUCCAGGGUUGGAUAGAUCAGUUGAAGUUGAUAGCAAUCAAAUCGAGACGCUGAGAACUAUCAGUGUUUAUACCAUGUGGGAGAUAGCAGAUAUACUCAAAGUAUCCUAAUCAAGUGUCCUGAAUAUUCAUUGGAAGGACUGAUGCUGACGUUGAAACUCCAAUACUUUGGCCACCUGAUGCGAAGAGCUGACUCAUAGGAAAAGACCCUGAUGCUGGGAAAGAUUGAGGGCAGGAGGAG